Gordionus sp. m RMFG-2023 is the source of this 1749-nucleotide messenger RNA. Its product is annotated as zinc finger MYM-type protein 1-like. The coding region runs from base 1 to 1749 and encodes 582 amino acids. The record is from RefSeq and is a predicted model, not a curated record. The transcript has 3 exons. Lineage: Eukaryota; Metazoa; Nematomorpha; Gordioida; Chordodea; Parachordodidae.
AUGAGAGUUUUCCGGCUCACAAAGAUACCAACAACUGCCUCCCAUUCACCACUACCUGAAACAACUACCUUAUCUGCAACAUCUUCAUGUAUUAUGGCAUCAGUUCAAUCAUUGCCACUAUCCUCACACUUGUCAGAAGCAACUACAUCAAUAAUGCCUUCAGAUAUUUCUCAAAGUGGAUUAUCAGAAUUGAUAUGCAUACACAUGAAAAUUCUAAGUAAACAAAACUUACCAUACAGAGGAUCAAAUGCUACCGAAACACUUAGCCUCUUUGAUAAUGAAAAUAUAAAUCAUGGCAAUUUCCUGGAAAUGAUCCGUAUUAUAUCAAAGAAUGAUCAAAUACUUAGAGAUCAUUUAGAGAAGGCUAUUUUAAAAAGCAAACGUAGAAAAGAUACGCUUAAACUGUCUAACAAAUCAAAAUCGAAGGAAAGAGGUUCUCUCAUAACCUUGUUGUCAAAAACAACUGUCAACAAAGUUAUUGAUGCUGUUCUUGAUCAAAUCAGGAAUUUAAUAAAAAAGGAGAUUGGUAACAAACGGUUUAGUUUGCAAAUGGAUAGUACUCAAGACAUUUGCGUUUAUGAUCAAGCAACCAUUUGCCUACGAUGCAUAUAUAAUGGUAAAAUAACAGAAAGGCUUUUUGCUCUUACAAAAGUUACGAACUCUUCUGGAAAAGGAUUUUUUGAUAUCUUGAGUGAAUGCUUUUUAAAACAUGGAAUUCAAAUGAGAAAUAUAAUUGGAGAAUCAUUUGAUGGUGCUGCAAAUAUGCGGGGGGAAUUUGUUGGGUUGCAAGCUCUUAUUAGACAAGAGGCUCCAGGUAGCUUGUAUAUUUGGUGUUAUAGUCACAUAUUAAAUCUCUGUAUAUGUGAUUCAUGCGAUAAUAUUGAAGGCAAAAUUUUAUUUGGAUUAUUGAACAGACUAGCAACUUUCUUUGGUGAAUCAUAUAAAAGGAUGGACGCUUGGGUAAAACAGAAUAACUCAACUGGCCAAAAUAAACUGAGAAGGCUGCAAAAAAUAGGUGAGACAAGGUGGUGGGCACGUGAAAAAGCCCUUAAAUGGAUAUAUGGCAAAGAGAACUUACUUCCAAUAACGAUAAGUGCACUUCGAUUUAUAAUAGAUAAUAAAUCAUUUGAGGCAAAAACCUCAUCAGAAGCGCAGUCGUUGAUAGAUAAUUUAUGUAAAUUUAAGACUCUUAGUACAGCUGUAAUAUAUUUGGAAAUUUUUGAAAUAAUGGGGCCAUUGUCAUUGUAUCUUCAAACCAAAAAUUUAAAUAUUUUGUCGGCAUGGAAGAUGAUAGAAGAUGCUAAGUCUUCUGUGUCAUCGAUAACUAUUACAUCAAUUCAAAAUAAAGCAAUAAAAAUGGCUUCUGAUUUAAAUGAAACACUUUCAUAUUUAAAGCUUACGGAGAGUAUCUGUGUACAGACUGCUCUACCAAAAAUUCGAAUAGGACGAGCAAAGAGAAUAUAUAGUGAUGAAGGCCAGAAUAAACGUCCUCAAGAAUCGAUUGACCUUUAUAGGGUUGAAGUAUUUCGUCCUAUAAUUGAUCAAAUUAUAAACAGUUUGUCGGAACGCUUUUCUGCGAAUAGAGAGCUUAUUUUGAAUGUGCGAUAUUUGCAUCCAAGGCAUUUUGAUGACAUAAAUAGCAAAGGUAUUUCUGAAAUGGCCUUGGAAAAACUGGCGCAAUUGGCAAAUAUAUCGAGUGAUAAAUUACAUAACGAAUUGUGUCAUUUUCUAGUGUAUUCAAAGAUUUAA